Osmerus eperlanus (European smelt) is the source of this 4874-nucleotide messenger RNA. RefSeq names its product Rho GTPase activating protein 27, like (gene arhgap27l). Lineage: Eukaryota; Metazoa; Chordata; Actinopteri; Osmeriformes; Osmeridae. The coding region runs from base 184 to 3879 and encodes 1231 amino acids. Gene Ontology annotation, molecular function: protein binding. Gene Ontology annotation, biological process: regulation of GTPase activity; signal transduction. The transcript is spliced from 19 exons. Gene Ontology annotation, cellular component: cytoplasm. The record is from RefSeq and is a predicted model, not a curated record.
AGAAGAAGGAGAGGGGUGAAACACAACAACCUGUUACUGUGAUCUGGGACUGUGGCAAGAAAACUGAGGGAGAGAGAAACUAACUCCAGGAUGAUUCAGCUCACCCCAACUUCCAGGAGGACGGCGGUUUGAGUCUUGAGUCUUGCAGGUCAACCCCCCCCCUCCCUUGGAGUGGCCGUAGCGAUGACCUCCUUGGGGUGCGACAUGGGUCUGGUUCUGGUGGAGUUCGAGUACCAGUACACGGGCCGCGACGGCGCCCCGGUGUCCAUCAAACCCAAUGAACGCUACCUCCUCCUGGCCAAGACCAACGACCACUGGUGGCACGUCCGCAAGGACGAGCGGGCCAAGCCCUUCUACAUCCCCGCCAAGUACGUCAAGGAGCUUCCCGCCAAGCUGCCCUCGCCUCUGGACUUUGCCGACCCGGCAUCCCCAGACACGAUCAUGGUGCCAGGCCCGGUUCCGGUUCUGGUCCCGGUCCCGGUUCCGAGGCCCUCUGUACCGGAGCGUGGCGAGGACAGCCGGCCCGGCGAUGAGGUGACGAUCAGGCUGAGGUCACCUGGCAGAUACAGGAAGACGGAGAACCGCAUGUCCACGUUCGGGGUCCCGCUGGACUUCCACGACUCGCCGCCGCCCGCGUUUAAACGCGGGGGUGCGGGUGAGCAACCGACGGGCGUUCACCCGCACCUUCCCGUCACCCCCGAGGUCGUGGCCUCGCCUCAUGCCAACGACUGCGCCCUGGCCAAGAGGAGGACGAGCCUCAAGUCAGGCUCUCUCUUCGGCUCCUCCAAGACUCUGUCUGUGGAUGAGCAGCAGAAGCCCAGAGUGCCCAGCUUCAGCCCAGCGGACCCGCUCCACAGACCCACCCAGGCCAUACCGGUCGAAACGCCUGUCAUCCCCCAGCCCGUUGUCACGCGGAAAUCCCCAGAAGUACCGGACUCCCCUCUGGAGCUGGAGGAAGAUCUUGAGGAGGAGGAGGUGUCGAGCGAAGAUCUGAAGGACGAAUCGCAGGAGGACUCGGAGAAUAUUUAUGAAACCAUAAUGGACCUGAACCUGGAUCUGUCUUCUAUAAGGGACACAGGCCCUCCAGCCGCCCCUGAGGCCCCGGGCGCCCCCGCUGUGAUUGGCCCCACCCCUGGCGCCCCCGCUGUGAUUGGCCCCUCCCAUGUUGCCCCUGCUGUGAUUGGCCCCUCCCCUGGUGCCCCUGCUGUGAUUGGCCCCUCCCCUGGUGCCCCUGCUGUGAUUGGCCCCACCCCUGGCGCCCCCGCUGUGAUUGGCCCCUCCCAUGUUGCCCCUGCUGUGAUUGGCCCCUCCCCUGGUGCCCCUGCUGUGAUUGGCCCCUCCCCUGGUGCCCCUGCUGUGAUUGGCCCCUCCCCUGGUGCCCCUGCUUUGAUUGGCCCCUCCCCUGGUGCCCCUGCUGUGAUUGGACCCUACCCUGUUGCCACGGCUGCUGUACCUUCCCAACAGAAACAGGUGGAGAAUGCUAACCCCAACACCGCUGUUUACGCCAACGUCACAGACCUGAAGAAGAACAUCCCACAGCCUCCCGCAGUGCUGCCCGCCACCCCCCUUCCCAACCCCGGCUCCGACCCCUCCUCCUGCAUCUCCUCCCCUGGGGCAGCGAGCCCCGCCUCCUCCCAGGGUCAGCAGGAGGGAUGGCAGGUUCACACUGACCAGGACAGCGGGAAGGAGUUCUACUACCACCCAGCCACUGGGAAGACCUCCUGGGCCUCCCCCCUCAGCCCCCCAGCCCUCUUCUCCGUGGAGAUGGACGUCCCCAGGGACAGAGAAGUGCUGCUGGGUCCCUCCCCGGCCCUCUCUCCGGCCCUCUCUCCGGCCCUCUCCCCGGCCCUCUCUCCGGCCCUCUCUCCGGCCCUAUCCCCGGUCCCCUCCUCCGCUUCCACGCAGAGCUCCAGCUGGGAGCAGCUCCUGGAUGAGACCUCCGGGAGACACUACUACUACAACCCCACUUCGGGAGCCACAUCCUGGGCUGCGCCGGAACCCACCACCCCCUCCUCUCCGGGCUCCGAGAGCGCAGCCGAGGAAAGGAAGUUAUGCGAAGGGCCGCCCCCUCUACCGGAGGAAGACUAUCCCACAGAGGUGACUGGAGGGCCGUUCAAGCCCCCCUCCGUCCACCCCAGAGACCCGGCGCCAGUUCCGGGCAUGCGUCCAGUCAUCCCCCGGGCCAGCCUGGACGUAAGCGCCCCAGCUGGCUGGACCCGCACCAUAGAGCACGAUGGUAGGACCCUGUACACCUGCGAACGCACCCAGGAGCAGUGGAUCAGGUCGGAGGAUGAGAAAGGCAAGACCUACUAUUAUUUGAGAGGUGGAUCCAGGUCACAGUGGAACCUUCCGGAGGAAACGCAGCCUUCAGUAAGAGGUGCCCCUGUCCCCUCCCAGUGCCUGGCAGUCCCCGGCCAGCUCCGCGUGGGGAACGGACUGGACCCAGAUGUCCCGCUGCUCCACAAGAACUGGAGACACACCAUCCUGGUGGGGCCCACGCAGUUUGGCCCUCCGUACGAGGAUACGAAGUUCUUCCCGACACAUAAGCGGAACGUGUCGGACUUCAGCGACGCCAGCUCUGUGAACUCCCCGGAGAACCCUGCAUCCGCCGAUCCUUUGAAACUGCGGAGGAGACUGUCGUCGCACGUCUCGGCCCCUCUCUUCCACAGCCACCUGCUGGAGAAAGCAGGGAUCCUGAACAAAACCAAAGUUGCCGACCACGGGAAAAGACUCAGGAAGAACUGGGGUCAGUCUUGGACUGUGCUGCAUGGAGGAAUCCUCACUUUCCACAGAGAUCCCAAAUCUGCCCCCACAAGCAACUCUAACAAAUCCAACCAGAUUGUGCCAGAGCACACGGUGGAGCUCCGAGGAGCCAGUCUGGCCUGGGCCUCCAAGGACAAGUCCAGCAAGAAGCACGUUGUGGAGCUGAAGACACGCCACGGCUGUGAGUACCUGGUCCAGUACGACACAGAGAGCAUCAUCUGGGACUGGUUCAAGGUCAUCCAGGAGAGUAUCCGACAGCUUAGGACCAGCCCAGAGGCAGCGGACCACAAGCCCCAGAAGAAGGAGCAGGACCUUCUGUCGGAGGAGGAAGAGCUGGAACCCAUGGAGAAGUCCCCUCAACCGUCCGAAAGAGACGAGAAGGACAGGAAGAGGGCCUCCACCAAAGUCGGGUCCAGCAGCCCCGCAGACUCGGAGCAGGGGCGCGUCCGGACCAAGCUGCGCAAGUUCCUGCAGAGGAGACCCACCCUGCAGUCCGUCAAGGAGAAGGGCUACAUAAUAGAUAGUGUGUUCGGCUGUCACCUGGACACCCUGUGUCACAGGGAAAACACAACCGUCCCCAAGUUUGUUGAGAAGUGCAUCAAAGCGGUGGAGAGGAGAGGUCUGGACAUAGAUGGAAUCUACAGAGUCAGUGGGAACCUGGCAGUCAUCCAGAGGCUUCGACACAAAGCAGAUCACGAGGAGGACUUGGACCUGGAGGACGGUCAGUGGGAGGAGAUCCACGUGAUCGCGGGUGCCCUCAAGCUGUUCCUCAGAGAGAUGCCCGAGCCUCUCUUUCCCUACAACUUCUUCGACAGGUUCAUCGCUGCCAUCAAAAUCUCUGACUAUAAACAGAAGGUGUCGUACAUGAAGGAUCUGGUUCGGUCCCUUCCUCUGCCCAACCACGACACCAUGGAGCACCUUUUCAAACACCUCCGCAAGGUCGCGGAGUACGGCGAGGUGAACCGGAUGUCGGUCCAGAGCUUGGCCAUCGUGUUCGGCCCCACGCUGCUCCGGCCCCAGACGGAGUCGGGCAACAUCACCAUCCACAUGGUGUUCCAGAACCAGAUCGUGGAGCUCAUCCUCAACGAGUACGAGGUGGUCUUCGCCCCCAGUUGAGCUCCGUCGACGUGUACUGACUGCCCCUUAAGACAAGCCCUAGUCUCUCAGCGUCAAACUUGUCUAUACCUAAGAAGACUGAAUAGGGGUAGCUAAUCCUCCCCCCCCCUCUCCCUCCUCCCCCCCCCCCACCCCCACCCCAAAAUAAGGAUAAACAAACAAACAAACAUGGACUGCUCCUGUCAGGUACACGGGUUGACAGGUAUGAAAACGUAGCGUGACAGAACCUGCGCUGCAGCAAUCCUAAACCUUCCACUGUUAACUGUACAGAUUCAACCCAAGGAUCUCCAAAAAUGUGUCUUUGGUACAUAGCCUUCAAGAACACAGGGAAAGGAGUCAAAAGGGAAGAGAUGUUUACCUGAUAAAUAAUCAUGACUUAAGUCCAAUAAGGACAGGUAUCCUAAACAGUAUAGUUUAACAUAGAAAAUGUGAGGUGUAACUCUGGAGAGCGAUUUGUGCUGUAUGGAUGGUGUACAAGGGCAUGCCUAGACUAGUGUCUGUAGAGUGAAUGAAUUCCUGGUUAAAUGUGUGUUUCUUUACAAAUAAUACAUUUAAUUGAAGCUGGAUAACUGCUGAAUGUGACCAUGAACAACAUACCACAAUGCCUAUAAAUGGACCAGCCAAUGAGUUUGAUAAUACAUUGGAGAGCAAAUGACAUGCCACUAAGAAUUAUUUUCUUUAUUUUUAUGUUAUGGAUGGGGACUUGCCUAUAAAGUUGUGUUAUAUCAUUUGUCCAAAUACAGUGAAUUUAGUAAUAAAUGUAAACCUCAAUGAGUGUUGUCCAAGGCAUCUGGAAGCACUGGAUCAAACAUAUGAACUGUAUUGUGAUAGAGUAUAUAGCUGUACAUUAUGUCUAUUUUAUAGUGUUAAUGUUAAUACAGAAUAAGAAGUACAAUAUGUCAAGGCAUUUGCUAAAUCAUAUUCUCUGUACAUAAGAGGUCAUUUUACUUUCUUUUAAUAUUCUGAUAAUAAAAUAACUUAAAUUCUAUACACAA